Messenger RNA from Setaria italica (foxtail millet), 1245 nucleotides. RefSeq names its product homeobox-leucine zipper protein ROC6-like. The record is from RefSeq and is a predicted model, not a curated record. Bases 1 to 1245 code for a protein of 414 amino acids. Gene Ontology annotation, molecular function: lipid binding. Lineage: Eukaryota; Viridiplantae; Streptophyta; Magnoliopsida; Poales; Poaceae. The transcript is spliced from 4 exons.
AUGAAUGCAAACCUGUGGGUGCAGUCACCACGCCUGCGCAACCGCAGCGUGAACUUUUUGAGGUACAGCAAGCUGACGGCGGAGGGGCAUUGGGCUGUGAUGGACGUGUCCGUUGACGCCAUCCUUGGACUCGAAGGUAGCCGCAAGGUUGAUCUCAAUGUUGACAGCGAUGUCAUGCAGGCAUGGCACAAGGGCUGCAGGCUGCUGCCAUCUGGUUGCCUUGUUGAGGACAUGGGCAAUGGCUACUGCAAGGUCACAUGGGUUGUGCACGCGGAGUACGACGAGACCACCGUGCCGACCAUGUUCAAGCCACUGUUCCGCUCUGGGAAAGCUCACGGCGCACAACGUUGGCUCGCGUCGCUCCAGAGGCAGUGCGAGUACCUCUCCGCUCUACACUCCAGCCAUGUUCCAAGAAGCAGCCACAACACAGGUGAGUCCAUUUCGCCGAUGGGAAGGAGGGGAAUCAUGGAGCUGGCCCAACGGAUGAUGGCCAGCUUCUACUCGGCCGUCUCCGGGCCGGUCACUCAGCCGUCAAGCAGCAUCGACGAGUGGCAUGGCAGCAACGGCACCGGUGCCGAGAGGAUCGCCGCAGCUGUGCGCAUGGUGACCUGGAAGAAAGCUGGCAGCAUGGACGGAGAGCCGGCCGGCCUGGUGCUCAGCUCCAGCACCACGGUGUGGCUGCCAAACACGCCGCCGCAGCUCGUGUUCGAGUACCUCUGCAAUGGCCAGUGCCGUGGCGAGUGGGAUACCUUCGCCAAUGGCGCCGCGGUGGAGGAGUUGGGCUCCGUCGCCACGGGCCAUCUCGACGGCAAUGCCGUCUCCGUCCUCUGCCCCAACGUGACUGAUGGGAUCAACAGCAAGAUGCUGAUCCUGCAAGAGGCGCGCACCGACGCGUCGUGCUCCAUUGUCGUCUACGCUCCAGUCGAAGAGGAGAGGAUGCGUGCGGUCAUGAACGGCGGCGACCACGCCUCCGUCGACUUCCUCCUGCCGUCGGGGUUCGCCGUCCUCCCCGACGGCCACGGAAAGGCUCGCCGCCACGCUCCGUGCACUUCCGAGGCUCCUGUCGGCGACGGCAACACUGCGGGGGCUCUUCUCACCGUGGCAUGCCAGGCGCUGCUACCCGGCUCCCCGUCCGGCGACCACACCGCCAGGGCAUUUGACGAUGUCGGCAGGCUGCUCUGCCGUGCAAUCAAGAAGAUCAAGGCCGCCGUCAAGGCCAAAAUCGUCGUCGCCAGCUUGAUGUGA